This is a messenger RNA of Carlito syrichta (Philippine tarsier), 204 nucleotides long. The record is from the annotation of a RefSeq genome assembly. Lineage: Eukaryota; Metazoa; Chordata; Mammalia; Primates; Tarsiidae.
AUGCCCCAACUAGACACAUCAACAUGAUUUACUACUAUUUUAGCUAUAACACUAACUCUUUUCAUUUUAUUUCAACUAAAUAUUUCAAAACUAACAUACCCCUUUAACCUAAGCUUAGCAGACAUUAAAUUACAAACACUUAAUUCCCCUUGAGAACUAAAAUGAACGAAAAUCUAUUUGCCUCUUUCAUUACCCCUACAAUAA